Messenger RNA from Ceratitis capitata (Mediterranean fruit fly), 3481 nucleotides. It is a transcript of the gene Pi3K59F, whose product is annotated as phosphatidylinositol 3-kinase catalytic subunit type 3. Bases 309 to 3290 code for a protein of 993 amino acids. The transcript is spliced from 7 exons. The record is from RefSeq and is a predicted model, not a curated record. Gene Ontology annotation, cellular component: phosphatidylinositol 3-kinase complex, class III, type I; phosphatidylinositol 3-kinase complex, class III, type II; phagophore assembly site. NCBI's taxonomy places the organism in Eukaryota, Metazoa, Arthropoda, Insecta, Diptera, Tephritidae. Gene Ontology annotation, molecular function: 1-phosphatidylinositol-3-kinase activity. Gene Ontology annotation, biological process: endocytosis; autophagy of peroxisome; autophagosome assembly.
UUUCGAAUAGUGUACCGACGAAGAACGUAUAUUAAUUAGAAGGGAAAAGAACUGUGAAUUGUUCAUUAAAGUAGCUCACGUGUGACAGACGGAGUGCUUUCUUUGGACCUUCUUUCGCACGAUCUUUGGAAUGUUAUACCGAAUGGUUUAAAUUACACAUCACAUGUACAUUCUGGCAUCACUAGGAAAAUAUAAAACAGCUGAUACUAGAGCAAAACCUAUGAAAAACAUAAAAUGUACAUCGCAAUAUUGCUACGGAAAUAAAUGCAAGCAGACUAUAAUUAUUCAUUUAAAAAUUGCUUUCAAACAUGAAUCAACAACCUGACGACCACUUUCGUUAUAUUUACAGCUCUUCUCUGCAUGAGCAAGUGCAAAUAAAAGUUGGAACAUUGGAAGGAAAAAAACGGCAGCUAGAUUAUGAAAAACUGCUGGAAGAUCCGAUCCUACGGUUCUCGGGUCUUUAUUCGGAGGAAUGCCCAGCCUUCCAAAUUCGUUUGCAAGUGUUCAACAAAAAUCGCCCAUAUUGUCUGCCCGUAACUACAUCAUACAAAGCUUUUACAAAACGUUGGAGUUGGAACGAAUGGGUGACUUUACCAUUGCAGUUCUCCGACCUACCACGUACUGCUAUGUUGGCACUCACCAUUCUCGACUGUGCAGGUGCGGGUAAAACAACAGUAAUAGGUGGAACAUCAAUAUCACUGUUUGGAAAGAAUGGCUUAUUCCGUCAAGGUAUGUUUGACCUACGAGUAUGGUUAGGUGUCGAAGGGGAUGGUAGCUUUCCAUCCAAAACACCAGGCAAAGGUAAAGAGUCGUCCAAAUCUCAGAUGCAAAGGUUGGGAAAGCUUGCUAAGAAGCAUCGUAAUGGACAGAUGCAUAAAGUUGAUUGGUUAGAUCGCUUAACAUUCCGUGAGAUAGAAGUGAUAAACGAACGUGAAAAGCGCAUGUCUGAUUACAUGUACCUAAUGAUCGAGUUUCCGUGUGCCGUGUAUCAAGACUAUUAUAACUACUCCAUUAUCUAUUUUGAGCCAGAAGGAGAUAAGAGUCAUAAAGUAUUAACUAAACCAAAAUUAGUGACUAUACCUGACUCGGAUAUUUUGCAGGAAAAUCUUGUCGAGCGAAAACAUCAUCGCCUAGCACGUUCGGAGCGCUCGCGAAUUUCGGAUAGAGAAGCAAAACCCAAUGCCAUGAUUCGUAACCAAUUGCACAACAUUGUCUACCGUCAUCCCCCGACGUACAUUCUUAGUAGUGAAGAACAAGAUUUACUGUGGAAAUACCGAUUUUAUUUAACCUCGCAUCAUAAAGCCUUGACGAAGUUUCUUAAAUGCAUCAACUGGGAGAUUACACAUGAAGCUAUGCAAGCGCUUUCAUUACUUUCUAAAUGGGACCCUAUGGAUGUAGAGGAUGCUCUAGAGUUACUAAGCCCGGCUUUUACAAUACAAGCUGUUCGGUUUUACGCUGUCGGUCGUUUGACCCAAGCUCCCGAUGAAGAUUUGUUACUAUAUUUACUACAAUUAGUACAGGCUUUAAAGUAUGAGAGUUACGAUGACAUUGCGAAUAUGUAUAAACGGGUAUUUCCUGAUCACGAUAUUGUACGUUCACUAGAUGGCAACUCAACCAUCCUAGAUCCAAGUUCAAUUUGCUCGGACUCAAUUGGGGGUGUCGGUAGCGGUGGUUCAACAGUAAUCACAGCAUGCAAUGUAGGUGUACAGCGUGUCAUUGCAGCAUCUGCCAUUCCUCAUACCACAAUACAACCGAAAAUGCCCACACAUCGCACAUCCACCUCUGUUGCGCCGAAGUCGCUAUUAGAGAAAAAAUCUGCAACUUCAGAAACAAAGUUUACACCUACUGCAGUAGCAGCCACGGAUAUAACUGCAUCUGCUGCUGGUGGUGGUGGGGGUGAUGCCAGGGAUAUUAUAGGGGAUGGAGAUAACAACCUUAAAAAUAACGCUGCUAUCAUUGCUGGCAUUAGUGAAGCUAUAAAUACUCUGACUCGAGAUUGUCCCCCCUCCAAUUGUGUAAAAGAUUAUAAUAUCGAUCUUUGCACAUUUUUAAUUCAGCGUGCAUGUAAAAAUCCAACACUCGCAAAUUAUUUUUACUGGUAUUUGUCAAUCGAAGUGGAAGAUCACGAAUCCCUACGGAAGAAGGAUGAAAGAGUACGUGAUAUGUAUGUGAUGGUGCAGCGAAUGUUUCUUAAGGUCUUAGAAUCUGGCAAUUUCAAGUUACGAACCAUUUGGCUUAAUAUAAAGAAACAACAGAUAUUAAUCGAUGAGUUAGUUAAAUUAGUUAAGAUUGUGGCUAAAGAACCAGGAAAUCGUAAUAAGAAAACCGAAAAGUUCCAGAAACUUCUAACCGAAACCGAUACAUUUAAAAUAAACUUUACGAGCUUCGAUCCACGACCAUUUCCUUUGGAUCCGGAAAUUCACAUAACAAAAAUUGUACCAUCAAAAACGUCACUUUUCAAAAGUGCCCUUAUGCCAGCCAAAUUAACUUUUGUCACGACCAUGAGCAAACAUGAGUAUGUUGCAAUUUUUAAACAUGGUGAUGACCUCCGACAAGAUCAACUAAUUCUGCAGAUGAUUACCCUAAUGGAUAAAUUGCUGCGACGUGAGAAUCUCGAUCUGAAACUAACUCCAUACAAGGUGCUGGCCACCAGCUCGAAGCAUGGACUUUUACAGUACAUCGAUUCAUACACUGUGGCCGAUGUGUUGGCGCGCGAAGGCAGCAUACACAACUUUUUCCGCAAGCAUAACCCAUGUGAAAGUGGACCGUACGGUAUAUCUGCAGAAACUAUGGAUACCUACAUUAAAAGUUGUGCGGGCUACUGUGUGAUCACAUAUCUACUAGGUGUUGGCGAUCGUCACUUGGAUAAUUUGCUUCUGACAACGAAUGGUAAACUGUUCCACAUCGAUUUCGGUUAUAUAUUGGGUCGUGAUCCAAAGCCUAUGCCGCCACCCAUGAAAUUGAGUAAAGAGAUGGUGGAGGCCAUGGGCGGCGUUAGCUCCGAACAUCAUCACGAGUUUCGAAAACAAUGUUAUACUGCAUAUUUGCAUUUGCGUCGGCAUGCAAAUGUUGUGCUCAAUCUUUUUGGCCUAAUGAUAGACGCGUCCGUUCCGGAUAUCGCUCUCGAGCCGGAUAAGGCUGUGAAAAAGGUUGAGGAAAACUUGCAGUUGGGUCUAACAGAUGAAGAGGCAGUACAACAUUUACAAGGAUUACUCGACGUAUCGAUAACCGCAGUUAUGCCUGCUCUAGUCGAACAAAUACAUAAAUUAGCUCAGUAUUGGCGAAAGUAAAAGCCAUUUCCGGCUAUGCAUGUACGUGAAUGAAGGCUGUAGAUGAUUGAUGGGCUAAUAGAUACAUAUGUAUACAUAUUGAGGUAUAAGCUCCCUCAUUAUAAGAGAUAAAAAUUUCACCAUUUUAGAGUAUUCAUAUUUUUAGUGCGUAACGUUUUAUUUAGAUAAAUUUAAAAAUAGAUUUAUUAUAU